UCACUCAAUCUCUCUGCGCUAAAAAUGAAGGACGAUUAUAACCCUCCGUCUCCCCCUUCCUUCAAACACAAGCUCAAGGAAUCUCUCUGCUUCUCCUGCUGCUUCGGCCGCCGAAACGAUAGCCACUUCUCCCUCCAUCACACUCUGCCAUCCCCGUCCGACGACAACCCCGAGGUGGUCUGGAUCAAAGCUAAAGGACCGCACGACCACUCGCUAUCGGAGAUCAAGGACAAGUGCCGCACAAUUCUAGGGCUUCCGGGGGCGAAGCAUAAGAGGCAGGCCUCCGUGGAAUUCCGCUACGAUCCAUUGAGUUACGCCAUGAAUUUCGAGGACGGAUUUGAUUGCGACGAUGAGGCGCCCUUGCGGAAUUUCUCCGCCCGCUUGCCGCCGUCGCCCCCGGUGUCUUCCGCCCUUGGUUGAAUCCGUUUGGCGUUAAUGUUAAAUAAAACGGAAAAUGCCUGGGGUUGUUACGGUUUUGGCUGUAAAUAUACUAAUUUCUUUAAUUUUGUUAUUUCUUGGAAUUAACGACUUCGAAUUAAAUUGGUGAAUUUCUUCUCAA
Messenger RNA from Salvia hispanica, 559 nucleotides. RefSeq lists its product as uncharacterized. Lineage: Eukaryota; Viridiplantae; Streptophyta; Magnoliopsida; Lamiales; Lamiaceae. The record is from RefSeq and is a predicted model, not a curated record.